CUCACACGUCCCUCAUCUAACAUAGCACGGUUGUAUCCUCUGCCUGUUUGUUCUAUUUAAGGUUAUGGGCUCUCAAUAUUUCCCAGCACGCUCUGUGCUUUUCCAGAAGGAGUCAAGUGGAGUUACGUUUCGUGUGCCUGCUUUGAUCUAUCUGCCUCACUGCAGUCGUUUUCUGGCAUUCUGUGAGGAGCGACUGACUCCUGCGGACAAUCAGGCACAUCUGCUGGUCAUGCGCAAAGGAACUUUUCAGAAAAACUAUGUAGAGUGGAAGGACAUGCAGGUGUUGAGCACGGCUCAACUGCUAGGCCAUCGUUCAAUGAACCCUUGCCCUGUUUAUGAUGAGUUCACAAACACAGUUUUCCUGUUUUUCAUUGCUGUUUUGGGUCACACCUCUGAGUCUUACCAGUUAAUUACAGGCAAGAAUGUGACCCGCCUUUGCUUUGUGUCCAGCAAUGACCAAGGGGACACCUGGAGCCCUGUCACAGACCUUACUAAGAUGGUUCUAGGAGAUAACAUUAAAGAUUGGGCUACUUUUGCUGUGGGCCCAGGUCAUGGAACCCAGUUAAAAUCUGGACGGCUAAUAAUCCCUGCCUACGCAUACCAUAUAGACUGCAGAAACUGCUUUGGCAGGAAGUGCAAAACUUCAGCACACUCAUUCUGUUUCUAUAGUGACACGCAUGGAAAGGUGUGGCAUUUUGGGGAAGCGUUGUCAGCUCCAGAGAGUGUGGAAUGUCAAAUGGUGUCAGUCGAUGAAGAAGAUGGAGUCAAUGUUUUGUACUGUAAUGCUCGGAGUACGUCAGGUUGCCGAGUACAGGCCAUAAGCUUUAAUAAUGGUGCUGUUUUUCAUGACGGCCAGCUGGUGCAGAAACUAGUGGAGCCCAGGAAUGGAUGUCAUGGCAGCGUUAUAGGAUUUCCAGCCCCCUUCUUCCAGCUUGGGCAAUCCCAGCACUUACUGAGACAGCUGAUGUCCAUUGCCACCCCACAGGCAGACAGCAUAUGCCUAGGUUCAAAAUCUCCAAAGAACUUCCUCCAAUCGACAUGGGUGAUUUAUACACACCCAACUUGCUCGAAUUCUCGACGUGAUCUGGGCGUUUACCUCAGUCUUCUGCCACGAGACCCAGACAGCUGGUCAGCACCUUGGAUCAUAUAUGAUGGGCCCAGUGCUUAUUCAGACCUGGCAUACAUUGAGCUGAUGUCUGUUGAUGGUUCAGGAGUCCCUGUCUUUGCUUGCCUUUUUGAGAAUGGCACAAGAACAGCUUAUGAAGAGAUUUCUUUCAGCAUCUUCUCAUUGUAUGAGCUGAUCCACCACCUACCUCACAACAACCAAAGGAGAAGAGACCUUGUGAAAAGGAAAAUGUGGAAGUGCUGCUCUGUCUCCUGA
This is a messenger RNA of Paramisgurnus dabryanus, 1381 nucleotides long. Lineage: Eukaryota; Metazoa; Chordata; Actinopteri; Cypriniformes; Cobitidae. The record is from RefSeq and is a predicted model, not a curated record.